UAAGAGAGAUGAGAGCCGGGGCACGGGGCCGCUCCAGCGCCCUCGGCGUGGGACCAGCGUCGCUCUGACCUGGGGAGCCCCUCGGCCUCGAGUGCCCCAACCCUGAGCAUCCCUCUCGGCCGUGGGAAGGGCCAGAGCAAAGGUCUCCAGCGAGGAGAGGGCCAAGGCUCAGCACCCGCCAGUUCCCUGCCAGGCCGGAGCCGGGGCCAUGUCCGAGCGCCGGGCAGCCACCAAGGGCCGGCGCUUGGGCUCCAGCCGGCGCAAGCAGCUGCAUGAGGGCUCUGGGGAGGCCCCAGCACCAGCACCUGGCCCAAGUGAGGAGCCACCGUGGGCAUCUGAAAUAGUGCAGAGGGUGCAGCAAUUCCUCAGUGACAGGGACACGGAGCAGGUGGGAGUCGUCACCCGCUCGGAUGUGCAGAAAUUGCAGGAGGAAAGUUUCCCGUGCAGCAGGGAGGAGCUGGAGCUUGUGUUCGAUGGGCUGGAUGCCGCUGGCACCGGGCGCUUGGGCACAGAGGAGUUCCUGGCCGGGCUCCGGCAGUUCCUGAGCUCCCACAAAGCUGCCAGGGAGCACCGGCGGCGGAAGACAGCGUCCCGGAGGGUCCGGCUGGUCCUCCCCACCCCGGCACUGGAAGCAGGGGACAGCGAGGAGCGCAGACACUUCGCUGCCUUUAUGGAGCAGCUGGGCACUGACAACGUCUCUGAAGAACAGGAGAUCUGGCAGCUCUGGGUGAAGCUCCGGCAGGAUGAGCCCCAGCUCCUGGACAACCUGGAGGACUUCCUGGCCAAGAUGAGGCACCGCAUCCAAGAAGCCAGGAGCGAGAAGGAGGCUUUGGAGCUGACUCUGAACAAGCGUGUGGCCGAGCACGACAAGGACGUGCAGCAGCUCUGCGAGGUCCUGGAGCAGCAGAUCCAGCAGGAACAGCUGCGGCUGCAGCAGCAGAGCAUGGCCCGGAGCCACCAGCACGGUGAGGAGCUGCGGCGAGUGCUGGAUGCCAGCGAGAGGGAGGUGCAGCGCUUGGUCACGGCGCAGAUGGAGCUGGAGCGGCGCUGCCGCAGCCUCCACAGCUCCCAGCAAGCCACCAGCACGGAAAACCGGCAGCUGGAGGAGAGCAACCGGGCACUGGAGCAUCAUCUGCAGCACCUGCACCAGCAGCUGCAGCAGACCCAGGACCACCUGAGGACAAUGAGGGCUACAGUGGUUUGGGAGCACACAGGGCAGCCCGGGGACAGAGUGGUGGCAGAGUUACCCAUCGAGGUGCCAAUGUCCCCACAGCUGAGUCCUGGGAAGAGCGAGAAGUUCCGCUCCGAGAUGCGGAUCAGGCUGGGAUCCCAGAGCGACGAAAGCAAAGCCAAGAGCACCCACAAAGUGGUUUGGGAAAUGCUGCCAGCAGAAAUAAACCUUUCAGGAGCCCCAGGGAAAGCAAGUUCUGCAGAAGAGGACCCCUUCCCAGAAUCUCUGAAAGAGGAAGCUUUCUCUGACCAAAGCUCUUUGCUAAGAGAGAUGAAUGAUGCAAUAGCAGCUCUGAGCAAACAUCUGAAGGCACAGGCACCGGGUGCACCCCCUGCCCUGGCAGACGCUCCCUGUCACCCCUGGGACAACAUUGAGCCCCAAAUGGGGCCAGAGGCAGCCACAGCCCAUGGAACAACCCCUGGGGUCCUGCAGGAGACCCUCCCUGGCCACAGCCAUCACGAGCUGCUUGAAGGAGACCUGCAAGAGGGACCAGCCACAGCUGAGCUUCGUGCUCCGGAUGUGACACAGGCUAGUGCGUCCACAGGAGCCGGGCACUGCAUGGCUCAGGAGCCAGGGGCAGAGCAGGGAGAGAACCCAGAGGAGGCACAGAAGAUGUUAUUCCUGCAAGGAAAGGGUGCUGGUGUGGAGAUGGUGCUAAAUGUGGCUGAGCAUCUGGGAGAGAGCACGAAGGCAGGAGAGCAGGUGCCGAUGGAGGUGGAAGGAGCAGGGUGGCUGCAGGAAAAAACAGGUGGGAAAAAACCACAGCUCCUGGGAGAAGCUGAGGAAGUAGAGAUAAGCCAAGGAGAAAAUUUGGAGGCAGGUCUAGGGCCACCUGAGGCUGGGCAGGAAGGUGUGGCAGUGGGACAGUGCCUUGCCGUGGAUGAGCUCCAGCCAGGCGGGACUCUGGGUCAAUGUGUGCAGGCCCCAAGCAUGGCGCUGCAGGAAUGGGCUGACCCGGCAUCAGGGCUCCCUGAAAAACUGGAAACUGAGCUGGGAGAGCACCUGGAGCCAGAGCCACCAUCCUGGAGUGAGGCACAAGUGGAGGCAGCUCAUGGGGAUGGUGUCCCUGAGGUGGCAGUGGCUCCUGGCCCGGCAGUGCUGGAUGAGGAGCGUGCCAGUCCGGAGGUGCAGCCCCAGGGAGAGACUGCGGAUUCUGAAGUGCUGGAAGUGCUGCCAGCCCGAGCUGAGCGUGCAGGGAGCAGCAGAGCUGGGAGCAAGGAAGAGGAGGUGGAGGAAGCAGAGCCCAGGGAGGCAGAGCAGCUGCAGGAUGUGUGGCGGCUUUGUGCUCCGGGACAGGCAACCCCAAGGGAGCUUCAGGAGCAGGUUUCAGCACAGGGACAUGAGGGGAGGCUUCACACGGUGGCCCCGCGGCCGGAGGGGGAGACAGCACCCGCGAUGGAACCGGAGCACAGAGCUGCCAGACCUGCCGAGCCUCCAAAGCAAGAGGUGUCACCAGCAUCAACACUGCAGGUGACAGUGCCACCAGAAGAUGCUGGGAGUGAUCAGCUGGGGAUGGUCCUCAGAGAUAACUCACUGGGGCAAGGGCAGCUCUUAGGAGAACAGAGCAAAGACCUCAGUGUUGGCCAACAAGAGGAGAUGCAAGAGUUUGGUCAGAAAGUGAGCCAGGAAGGUGAGCCCAGCCUAGGGGCUGUGACUGCAGGUGGGGCAGGAGGCCCAAGGGGUUGUCCUAAAGCUCCCCUGGAUCCAGACCACCUCUACAAUGUGCUGUUCGUUGGGGACUCCCACGUGGGCAAAACAUCGUUCCUGUACCGUUUGCACGCCGACACCUUCAACCCCCACCUCGCCGCCACAGUGGGACUGGAUUAUCAGAUCAAAAACCUCGUUGUGGAUAACAAGCGCUUUGCUCUCCGCCUGUGGGACUCAGCUGGUCAGGAAAGGUACCACAGCAUGACCAAGCAGUUCUUCCGGAAGGCGGACGGGGUGGUGCUGAUGUACGACAUCACCUCCGAGUACUCCUUCUCCGACGUGCGCUACUGGCUCAGCUGCAUCCAGGAAGCAGCAGAGGAUGGAGUUGCUGUUCUGCUUCUCGGGAACAAAACCGACUGUGCUGCCCAGAGACAGGUCCCUACGAAGGAGGGUGAAUGCCUGGCCAAGGAGCAUCAGCUCAUGUUUUACGAGUGCAGCGCUGCCUCAGGCCACAACGUCUUCGAGUCCAUGGUCAGCUUCGUCAGGUUGCUCAAAGUUCGUGAAGAUGAAUUGAAAAAUAAGGCAGAAGAAGUACCAAAGGCACCCCAGAAGAAAAAAGGCUGCUGCUGGUGAUGGACAGACCCCCCCCACUGAUCUGAAACUGCAGCAACAGCCAGAAAAACAUAAAAAUAGCCCUUGGACACCUUCUCUCUCCCCGUGUGUCUUCCUUGCCUGAUCUUCCUUGGAUGCUGAGAGCAAAAGCUGCUGUGGGGAACUCCCUGCCAUUCCCCCAGAGCACACCAGCCCUCCAAAAUACUUCUUGGGGAACUUCACCCCUUUCUUUUGGAGACCAAAAACAGGCCAAGGAAAGAGGUAGAAAAGGAACCCAGAUGAGUCUGAGAUGCUGGAAGGAUAUGGGAAGCAGCAGGGACUAAACCCAAGCCUGGGGAUAGAAGAAAUGAAAACCUGGAGCCAUCCAAGUGUAUAAAACAAGGGGGUUUAGUGCUGUUGGUGCUCUGGGCUGUGGGGACUUCUGCUCUGGCUUUGCAAUCUGAUUGGAUUUGAUCAGGAACAAUGAGAUAUUCAGUGUAUCCUAAAUGCACUUAAGUCUCUCCAAUUAGACAAGGUAAAGCUAAUUUUUCCCUUCCCAGGUUUAUCCUGCCAGUGAGCUGUGAUGGGGCUUGACAGAAACUACUGAAUAUUUUUCUCAAAAUAAAUUCAAAAGCACCAAGAGCACGUCCAGGAUAAUAAGAAGAUAAAUGUGUGCAAGAGGUUUUUUCAUUGUGUUGUCCCCAAAGCAGAGUUCUGGACUAUUGCAGCAAAUCUGAGGCUGGGCAGAGAAGAACAAGCUGCUGCAUCCUGCCCUUCUGCUCUUUGUGAAGUAACUGAAUUGGUUUUAAAUCCAGCCUGAAAAUCUAAAUAAGCACAUGUCCCAGUUUCAAGGGUUUUUAAAAAAAUCUUUUUACAACUUGAUUGAAUCAUACUUUUGCAGGAAAAAAAGGACAUACAGACUAAAUAAAUCAGAAUACAAGCGCUAUAUUUUAGUAUUUUAUAUGUUCCAUGUAAAUUCCCAGCAGUUCAACAGGUGUAUUUAAAGGCUGUGCUUAUGUGCAGAGUUCGGGGAAAUAAUUCUGCCUAGUUGGAUUUGCUUUUUGUUGCCGUUAUUAUUUAUACGUAAAUAAUGGCAAAGCUUAAUAGUAGACAGUCUGUGCUUUAGAAAAAUAAAGUGACAACAGGA
Molecule: messenger RNA, 4616 nt
Organism: Corvus hawaiiensis (hawaiian crow)
Lineage: Eukaryota; Metazoa; Chordata; Aves; Passeriformes; Corvidae
Gene: RAB44
Product: RAB44, member RAS oncogene family
Exons: 17
Coding region: 209-3511 (1100 amino acids)
Molecular function (GO): calcium ion binding; GTP binding; GTPase activity
Source: RefSeq, a predicted model, not a curated record